GAUCUCUACCUUAUCCUGUCUUUAGUAGGAAUUUUUUCCUUGGUUAACAAUGAUCGUUAUUUUUUCUUAUUGUUUGAUCGUCUCAUAGAGAGUGAGAUUCUCAUAUUUCUAUUGAUCGUCGCAUUCAAGAAAUGAGAAAUCCUAGUUUCUCCCUGGUAGCAGCCAUCACCAAGAGGUUAGAAGGCAAAGUCGCAAUCAUAACAGGUGGCGCAAGCGGUAUAGGUGAGUGCACGGCCAAAUUGUUUGCUCGUUAUGGAGCCAAAGUCGUCAUUGCUGAUGUUCAGGACGAUCUUGGCAAAUCUGUUUGUGAAGAUGCUACCAAUUCUACAGGAGGAACCAUGUCUUAUGUUCACUGUGAUGUUUCAAAGGAACAAGAUGUGAAAAGUCUUAUCGAUGGAACCAUGGAGAAGUAUGGAAAGCUUGAUAUAAUGUUCAAUAAUGCUGGAAUCUUCGGGGAUCUAGAUCAAUCAUUUUUGGAAAGUAAAUAUGAAAAUUACAGGAAAGUUUAUGAUGUAAAUGCAGUUGGUUCAGUUUUGGGUGCUAAACAUGCCGCCAGAGUUAUGAUUCCAGCCAAGAAAGGAAGCAUACUAUUCACUGCUAGUGCUGUUUCGGUAGUGGCUAGUGGGGCUCCAACUGCUUAUGCUAUGUCAAAACAUGCAAUUGUGGGAUUAACAAAGAAUCUGUGUGUGGAACUAGGGCAAUAUGGAAUCAGGGUUAAUUGCAUUUCACCCUAUGGAGUCGUCACACCUAUGGUCACCAGUGCAUUUAAUUUUGAGGCAAGUAAGGCACACGAGAUCAUUGAUAAGGCGGCCAAUUUGAAAGAAGCCGUGCUUAAGCCCGAGGACAUAGCGGAGGCAGCAGUGUAUUUGGGCAGUGAUGAAUCUAAGUAUGUAAGUGGAAUGAAUCUUAUUGUUGAUGGAGGUUAUAGUACAACAAAUCCCUCGUUUGUUACUGUAAUGAAAAACAGCAUUUGAUGAAUGCCGCACUUGAUAUGUAUUUUAUUGCCAGAUUAUUGGACGUUUAAUCCUGAUAAAAUACAGAUUGAAUAUUGUGGCUUUUUUUAGUUGA
Molecule: messenger RNA, 1068 nt
Organism: Papaver somniferum (opium poppy)
Lineage: Eukaryota; Viridiplantae; Streptophyta; Magnoliopsida; Ranunculales; Papaveraceae
Product: secoisolariciresinol dehydrogenase-like
Exons: 2
Coding region: 132-974 (280 amino acids)
Source: RefSeq, a predicted model, not a curated record